ACAACAUUGUUGUUUUUGUGCGCGACUCAUCUCGUUAUCUCUCAUAAUCGUUGUAAAUUGUUAAUUUCGUGUUGUAAAAAAACAAUAAUAAUGUGUGCUAAAAGUAAAAUAAUUUGUUAAAUUUGACAACAAAACGGACGCGAUGUGAGCAUUUGGGUUUAAUUAAUCUCUAGGCAGUUUGGACCACACGCAAAGAGAGGGCGUCAACAAAGGGCGAAACAGUGCAGGAAGAAGAAGAGUGGAAUAUUCAACGUCGUUCUUUCUCAUACAUACAAACUAAGCAAACAAACAAAUACAUAGAUAUUCAUUUUCACUAUAGUUAGUGGUAUAAAUAGUGAACGAAACCAGCCAUGAGUAACCACAGAUAUCACGGCGGCGGCAGUUACAUGCACCCGAGAAUGUAUCCACAUCAUUUUACAUACGUUUCCAGCUGUGUGAAAUAUUUGAUCUUUUUGCUGAACUUUUUGUUCUGGCUGUUUGGAGGUCUCUUGAUGGCCAUUGGUAUCUAUGCGUUCAUGGACAAGCUUAAGGAUGGAAAUGGAUGGGUUCGGCUUGAGACAAUCUACGAUGUCAUCUUUAACAUAUCCCUAGUUAUGAUCAUCGCAGGCAUUGUGAUAUUUGUGGUCAGCUUUGCGGGUUGCCUGGGCGCUCUAAGGGAGAACACUUGUUUGCUCAAAUUCUACUCGAUGUGCCUGCUAGUCUUCUUUCUUAUGGAAAUGGCCAUAGCCAUCAUUUGCUUUGUCUUCCCUCAAAACAUGAAUUCAUUCCUGGAGCUGCAGUUUACGGACAAGAUUAUACAUUCCUAUCGCGACGACUCGGAUCUUCAGAAUUUCAUCGAUUUUGCACAGCAGGAGUUCAAGUGCUGUGGCCUCAGCAAUGCAGGUUAUCAGGAUUGGAGCAAAAAUGAAUAUUUCAACUGUUCUUCGCCGUCGGUAGAGAAGUGUGGCGUGCCCUACAGUUGCUGCAUAAAUGCUACGGACAUAAGCUCUGGCCUAGUCAACAUUAUGUGCGGCUAUGGAGUGCAAGAGCAUUCGGUGGCGGCGGCCAGCAAACGCAUAUGGACUAGCGGCUGCAUUGAGAUCGUGCGAGUUUGGGCCGAACGCAAUCUGUAUGUGAUCGCUGGCGUUGCUUUAGGUAUUGCGCUAUUGCAGUUGUUUGUUAUUUAUUUGGCCAAGACUCUGGAGGGUCAAAUUGAAAUGCAAAAGUCGCGCUGGUCGUGAGUGCCAUAGCACCCGGUCUUUUACGGGUAUCCAUUCGAUGAUUUCUACUACUACGACACCCAAAUGUAAACGAUGCGACUUGCGACUUGGUUGUGUUGUUAGCCAAGUUAAAUAUCUCUAUAUCUUUGUCAAGUUAAUCUGGUCCGCGCAGUGCUCAAACAAAUUUCACAACACUUUUAUCAAUUAGUAUUAACCAAAUACGGUCGAGGAAACACACUCGACUGUUUGCAUUUCAUGAAUACUCUUCUUGCCUUUUGAUAAUUUCGAAUUUCAGUAUUCCUCUUUAUUCUCGACCAUUUCUUCCGCUCUGAAUACUAGUUGUAGUCCUUAUACAUCUAUACUCAAAUAAUCAUAGACAUUAUUAUUGUAUUAAAAAAAUGCCACAUUUACAAAAAGAGCAUUGCCAAUUUAAAGCAUGUUUUGUGUGUAAGUAUUUUAAAGGCUUAUGGAGCAUAGACAAAAUUUGAAAUGAACAAAAAAAUAUAAGAAAUUUGAUGUAUUUAUAUGUAUGCAAUAACAUUGUGUUUUUUACAUGACGUACGAAUAAAAGACAUAAUGUACAUAGUUAUUAAGCAAAACGACGUGUAUGCAUUUAAAAUGGUAAUUUUAAUUUUAAAUAUAUAUCAAACAAUACCAAAAUUGCAUGCGCAUUUAUAAUAAAAAAAAAAAAUGAUAUUGUGGUAGUACUUAUAAUUAAUAAAAACCCCUCUGGUAGAUCAUCACCAAAAUACUCUUGUCUAAAAAAGUAUGAAAUAAAUACAGAUAUAUUAAACCUA
This is a messenger RNA of Drosophila albomicans, 1996 nucleotides long. RefSeq names its product tetraspanin-33. NCBI's taxonomy places the organism in Eukaryota, Metazoa, Arthropoda, Insecta, Diptera, Drosophilidae. The record is from RefSeq and is a predicted model, not a curated record. Gene Ontology annotation, cellular component: membrane. The transcript has 3 exons. The coding region runs from base 351 to 1220 and encodes 289 amino acids. Gene Ontology annotation, biological process: protein localization to plasma membrane; protein maturation.